UUUAUAAAUUCAUUUUUUUGCCAAGGUACCUACGGCACAUUAAAACUGAUAUAAGUAAAAAGCGUUAUAAAGAUAAAUAGGAUAAUAUUUAGUUGUUUUGAAUAACUGAAAUACAAAAUCCGCUCGCAAUCUUGUUCGGACAGUGCAUUGAAGUGCUAACUGUGCAAAAUAUUACAAUCAAUCAAAUUUAUAAUGUAUCAUUGUGGGAUGAGGCAGAUGGAAGAGAGGCAUGUGGCAAAUCAAAUAGAUUUAAUGGUAUGGAGCAAUAGGCUUGACCUUCUUGCAUUAAGUAAUUUUAAAGGUGAGGUUCAAAUUCACAGACUUCAUUGGCAAAAAGUCUGGAACUUAUCACCUCCAAGAGAAAAUAUAACAGUUUCUUGUAUGGCAUGGAGACCUGAUGGAAAGGCUUUGGCUAUUGGCUAUAGUUCUGGUGGUGUUUAUAUAAUUGAUAUUGAAGACAAGGAAGUGUUAGAUAAAUAUGAAUUAGAACAAGAUACAUCAGAAGAGUUUAAUGAUUCUAAGAAUUUUGGUAUAUCGUGCAUUACAUGGACUGCAAGAGCUGGUACUUUGGAAAGUGCUACAGAGUAUAACAUGUAUGAUGAUGCCUCAAUCUUUUUACAAAAGCCUCCUACUAAUAGUUCCAAUUAUAAAAACCAAACUACUGAAGAUAAUGUGAAAACCAGUAAAGAAAUUCAAGAGCCCACACAGUUAAACAUGUUAUUAAUUGGCUAUGGAUCUGGUUCAAUUUACAUGAGUAUUUUUGGCCGCUAUCAUUAUUGUACCAUCAGUCUUGCGCAAGUGACCAAAGAUGAAUGUGGAGAAUAUAAAAUACUUGAUAUAAACUUAUCAGAUGAUUUCAGUGUAAUGCAAGUUGUUUACUUAGACAGAGUCACAAAUAAUUUAUUGUCAUCAUUAAUUAAUACAAGUGUAUUGUCAGCUUAUGCUGAAGAAAUAUUUGUUGUGGCUAAUAGACAUGGUCACAUAAUACAAUUGCUAUCAUACUUGGAUCAAACCAUGACAUCUAUUACUGAGGCUUGGGAACAUAUACUAUUAGAAAUGGAUACAAAGAUGGCUUAUUAUGCUACAUUUGUUCCUGAAGGUGGAGUCUCUGCUGAUUUGUUGGAACUCUUAAUGUUAGGCGUUCCAUCAGAUGCCCUGGAAAUAUUUUUAUUACAAGAAUUAACAGCCAAGGGUCUUAAAAAGUUUGGUAACUCAGUGGAGUUGAGUUAUUCAACAAUACAAAAACUAGUGUUAAAACAAUUAAAUAUUGUAGGACAGCACCUCACAUACUACCUUUCGGAAUUGAGAGGGCUCACCCGGAUACCUGACAGAUACAAGAUACUGGGUCUUGAAGAAAAUACUGUAACAGAAGCAAUAAGAGCAUGUUGCGCAUUUCUGAAUAAAAGUUUAGAGUUGCAGCAAGUUAUUGAUGUAUCCAUGAGUAACUAUAAAGCGUUCUUUAGAUGGCUAUUUGUUGUUAUAGUUCGAUUAUUAGAUGAGCAAACACCUAGUGAGAUUGUUAAAAUAAAUCAACAAGAACUAGGACACAUUGCAGAGUUCCUAUACAACUUUGAUAAUGUUCAAGGUGAAAAUAAUACUGGUACCCCAGAUAAGCCUGUUAAGUUUAAUCUGGAAAGAUUAGGACAAUAUUUACAAGACCAAGAACUAACAAAGAUACCGGAUGAUGAUGAUGGCCCCUGGCAAAAAUUUCUCAAAGACAACUCCUGUCUUCUAAAAGAUAACGAUACUAUAUUUUCUAUGUCAGAGUUUAAAAAGUUUUCAUUAAUACAGCAACAAAAUUUUUUGAAAAAUGCUGUCCGAACUGUUUUUGAUGUUACUCGAAAAGAUUUUGGGAGACAUUUUUCAGUCCUUUAUAGUAUGAAAUGUCAUGAAAACCAAACAAGUGUUGAACUAGACAAGACUUUGAGGUUAUCUCAGAUAUUUGAUGCAAAUGAACAACGAUUCAUGAUGGCAUUUGUGGAUCCUACAAAUAAAAAUGAUAUAUGUUUUGUAUCAACCAAUAUUAAAGAAAAGAGUUGCAGUGCUACUGCUGUUAAAUACUACUUCUCAGAUAGCUUACUUAAAGAUAGUAAUAAAGGACAAAACUUAGAUUACCAACAAAAUAUGAGAGUUUUAGAUGUACAAUUUUAUUCCUCAGAAUAUUUAUCAAUUUUGUUAGAACACACACAAAACAAUGAAAAUACCAUAUUUAUUCAAUUACCUUUAAAAAUAGCUUUAGAAAAUGCUCUAGAUUUUAACAUAAAAUCAAAAUCUUUUGUAUUUUCUGAAAAAAAUCUGGUUAAAAAUUUGUCUGGUUUAGUAGAUCAAGAUGUUUAUAAAAUAUUAGAUAAAAUGAAUGGUUACCGAAUUGCUGUUUCUGGUGGUCGUAAAGUAGCAGUAGUCUUAUCAAAAACCUAUAGAAAAGUAAGAGUUUUUGAAAUGGAAAUUGAUGGGGAAGAAGAUGAAGAAGAAACUCUAGAUACAACACAAAGGAGUAAUAAUAGUAACAGUGCUUCAGACCAGCAAAAUAUCACACAUGAGGACACCUUUUAAUUGUUUAAAUUUAAACAAAAAUGUAUUCCUGUUACAAAAUUUGUUUACUUAUGUACAGUACUACAAUAUAGAACUUACAUUUGACAUUUCUAAACAUGAUGUUUCUAAUACUAAACUUUGAUUUUAAUAAAAUCAUAUAAUAAUAUAAAUAUUGUUUUAUAACCUAAACUCUAAAUGAGACUUCUUUGUGGUGGAUAUUUUAUUUGGAUAUUUUCAAACACUGAAUUAAAAUCAGUGUCCAAUCCUUGAUUAUCUAUUCCAUAAAGGAGCUGGUCUGAGGAUUGAUUUCGGCUAGGACCUGGUACUGCCUGGUUAACUGUAGUAGUAGGGUUAUAAACUUCAUCAGCAUCAUCCUCUUCAACAUCAUCCACUGGUACAACAGCUCUUCCAUCAUAUUUAUUCCAUUCUUUUCUUAUUCUGAAGUAAAUUACUGCACAAGUUAUAAGUACAAUAAUGGACACCACAAUAGCCACUAAUUUUACUGCUUCUAUUGCUGAAAAUGCCCCUUUUACAAUCAUUUCUACAUUGCCAAUAUUAAUGCCAGAGUCACUUAUGCUUUUUGAUACACAGGAGUAAAAACCCGACUCUGAAGGAGAAACAUUCUGUAAUAUGACAAAAUAUCAAAAUUUUUGAUAAAGACAUGAUUGAUUUGUUGACAUAGUAUAAUUAUAUCAGCUUAUCUAUAUCAUGAAAUCCAACUUAAUGAGAAACAAUUAUUUUCUGAGAAAAUUUUAUUUAUUUAAGUAUACAUAGCAGAGAUUAU
Molecule: messenger RNA, 3316 nt
Organism: Diatraea saccharalis (sugarcane borer)
Lineage: Eukaryota; Metazoa; Arthropoda; Insecta; Lepidoptera; Crambidae
Source: the annotation of a GenBank genome assembly